Malassezia pachydermatis is the source of this 1995-nucleotide messenger RNA. RefSeq names its product heat shock protein. Gene Ontology annotation, cellular component: cytoplasm; mitochondrion. Lineage: Eukaryota; Fungi; Basidiomycota; Malasseziomycetes; Malasseziales; Malasseziaceae. Gene Ontology annotation, molecular function: ATP hydrolysis activity; misfolded protein binding; ATP binding. The transcript has a single exon. The coding region runs from base 1 to 1995 and encodes 664 amino acids. The record is from RefSeq and is a predicted model, not a curated record. Gene Ontology annotation, biological process: cellular response to unfolded protein; protein refolding.
AUGAUUGGCGCACUCUCCCGUGGUAUUCGGAUGGCGCCCACUUCGGGCAGGUUUCUGUCCCAGUCGCUCCGUGCUUCGUCGGUGACUGGCGCUCGCUUCAACUCGGGUGGCAAGGUGAAUGGCCCUGUUAUUGGUAUUGACUUGGGUACUACCAACUCGUGUGUUUCGAUCAUGGAGGGUCAGCAAGCCCGUGUGAUUGAGAACUCGGAGGGUGGUCGUACUACGCCUUCGGUGGUCGCUUUCACCAAGGACGGUGAGCGCCUGGUUGGUCUGCCGGCCAAGCGUCAGGCCGUGGUGAACCCUGAGGCUACUUUGUUUGCCACCAAGCGUCUGAUCGGUCGCAAGUUCACGGACCGUGAGGUGCAGAAGGACCUUGACAAUGUGCCCUUCAAGAUUGUGGCGCACACUAACGGUGACGCCUGGCUCGAGGCUCGUGGCCAGAAGUACUCGCCGUCGCAAAUUGGUGCUUUCAUUGUGAGCAAGCUUAAGGACACUGCGUCUGGCUACCUUGGCAAGUCGGUGAAGCACGCCGUCAUCACUGUGCCUGCCUACUUCAACGACUCUCAGCGUCAGGCUACCAAGGAUGCUGGUACUAUUGCCGGUCUUGAAGUGCUGCGUGUGAUCAACGAGCCGACUGCUGCUGCGCUUGCCUACGGUCUGGACCGUCAGGAGAACGCUACUAUUGCCGUGUUCGACUUGGGUGGUGGUACGUUCGAUGUUUCGAUUCUGGAGAUGUCCAAGGGUGUGUUCGAGGUCAAGUCGACCAACGGUGACACCCACCUCGGUGGUGAGGACUUUGAUAUUGUCAUCGUGGAGCACCUCGUCAAGGAGUUCGAGAAGGAGAACGGUAUUGACCUGAGCAAGGACCGCAUGGCCAUCCAGCGUAUCCGUGAGGCUGCCGAGAAGGCCAAGAUUGAGCUUUCGAGCACCGCCUCGACCGACAUUAGCCUGCCGUACAUUACGGCUGACGCUUCGGGCCCUAAGCACAUCAACACUAAGAUGACUCGUUCUCAGCUCGAGGGCAUGAUUGCCAAGCUGAUCCAACGCACUGUCGAGCCUUGCAACAAGGCUCUGGCUGACGCCGGUAUCAAGGCCAGCGACGUGAACGAGGUUAUCAUGGUCGGUGGUAUGAGCCGUAUGCCCAAGGUUCUUGAGACUGUGAAGAACAUCUUCAAGCGCGAGCCUUCGAAGGGUGUGAACCCCGAUGAGGCUGUGGCCAUCGGUGCCUCGAUCCAGGGUGGUGUUCUGGCUGGUCAUGUGACCGACAUUCUGCUGCUCGAUGUGACCCCACUGUCGCUUGGUAUUCAGACGCUGGGUGGUGUGUUCACCCGUCUGAUCAACCGUAACACGACGAUCCCGACCAAGAAGAGCCAGGUCUUCUCGACGGCUGCGGAUGGUCAGACCGCUGUCGACAUCCAGGUGUACCAGGGUGAGCGUGAGCUUGUGAAGGACAACAAGCUCCUGGGCAACUUCCAGCUCACUGGUAUUCCCCCGGCCCCCAAGGGUGUGCCGCAGAUCGAGGUCACCUUCGAUAUUGACGCUGACGGUAUCGUGAACGUGAGCGCCAAGGAUAAGGCCACCAACAAGGACCAGAGCAUGACCAUUGCUGCCGGCUCGGGUCUUUCGGACCAGGAGAUUGAGCGUAUGGUCAACGAUGCUGAGCAGCACGCUGAGGCCGACAAGGCCCGCCGUGUGGUGAUCGAGGAGGCCAACCGCGCUCAGAGCGUGGCCAGCGAGACGAACAAGGCCAUGGCUGAGUUUAAGGACCAGAUUGAGAAGGACGAGGCUGAGAAGGUUCAGAAGCUUGUGGAGGAGCUUGAGGCUCUGGCCAGCCGCGGUAUCUCGGGUGACGAGUCGCUCCAGGUUGACGAGAUCAAGACCAAGAUUGACGAGACGCAGCAGGCUUCGCUUGGUCUCUUCAAGAAGGUGUACGAGAGCCGUGCCCAGAACGACAGCGGCAACGCUGGCUCGUCCCAGGAGGGCGAGAAGAAGUAA